CAUUCACAGCGAUAAAUAUUUAUGUUUAUGAAAAUACCAAUAGUUGUGUGAUAACAUCGUAUAUAUAUUUAAAGGAUGUCAAAUGAAGCGCGUAGAGCGAGCAAAAAUGCCAGAAGGCGUCGCAAACGCAAGCAGCAGAAGCAGUUACAAAAUGUUCAUGCCACUCAGCUGGAGCCUCAGCCGCAAAUUUCAAGCUCGCAGAUGUGGUUUAAUACUUACCAGAAACUAACGCAAUGGCAACAGACACAUCUACUGAACUAUAAUUGUAGCCUACAACAACAACAACAGCAGAACCCGGACUAUGUUUGUGUUGCCGAAGAAGGGGAGGAGGAGGAAGAGGAUACUGUGGAUCCUGGUUACUUGGACUUUUUAAUGGUAACAAUGCGCCAUCAGCAAGAGCUGAAAGAAAGGCGAGAUAGGGAUAGUGCUGCCUCGGUUGAAACAUCUCAUUCUCCAGAAAUAAUUAACUCCACUUGAGCUUGGCAUCGGUACUGCUAAAAACUAGCUAUAAGCGUAAAAAGUAAUCUUCAAAUUGAAGAGAUAAUUAAGAAACAAAUGUAUUGUCCAGACUAUGCGCUAGUAUUAAGAUAAUGACCAUUUUAUAUGUUUAUAUUUUGUAUUAAAAUUGUCCAUGUGUGUAUUACCCGA
Messenger RNA from Scaptodrosophila lebanonensis, 648 nucleotides. RefSeq lists its product as uncharacterized. The transcript has a single exon. Bases 76 to 477 code for a protein of 133 amino acids. The record is from RefSeq and is a predicted model, not a curated record. NCBI's taxonomy places the organism in Eukaryota, Metazoa, Arthropoda, Insecta, Diptera, Drosophilidae.